AUGGGAGAUGAUGAGGCUUUCGCAAAUUUGUUUGAAAUUUUAGAGGUUAUACGGGUAAAAGGAAUUGCAGUAUUUGCCGAUAGUCGUGUAGCAGAGAAUUACCGUUGUAUGGAAACGUUCCAUCUCUUAUCAAGACCACCUCUUAAUGUUUUUGCAGGGGAAUUACUAGUACGAAAAACUUUUGAGACAUUUGCUAAUACUACUAUUGCAAUAUACCAAAAAAAUAUUUCUCAAGGAGAAGAAUUAUUAGCGUUACGUUCUUUACAUGAUGAUUAUCAUCAAAAUAUGCUUCUUCUUAAUGAUUGGUGUAGAAGAUUGCAUGUAAGAGAAUCUGUGGCGAAGUUUACUGUUUCAUUACGUUGUCAUUUGCUACAGCCUGAUCUUCUUACGGGUGAACUUCCUGCAGGUAAAGAAUCAUUAUUGCAAUUCCUGCGUAAUCACGGUAGAAAGGUAUUAGCAGAUAUUGAAGGAAACGAGGGUCGAUCUACAUUAGUUCAUGGGAUUCUUGGUCAUCGUGAUGAAGUUUUUCAACGAUUACAUGGUUUAACUUUAUCAUCAACGCAAGAUAUUAAAGCAUUAUGGAAGUCUGUUUUAGUAAAAUGUACACGUGAGCGAAUUGAACAACUAGAUGAUGAUUUUACAGUAGCACGUAUAUUAUCUUGUAUUCAAUGGAAAGAUGAUGUUGUAGAUACUUUUGUACGAAUGGCGUUAUCACCAGAUCCUAAUGACUCAGAUGUUCGUGCAGAGGUAAAUCGUUGGUGUGAAGAGUUGGAACAACUCCUUUUACUUAGUUAUGGUCGUAAACGAAUUGCAAGUUUUUGGGAUAUAGUAGUGGAAUAUCCUGAUUCUACACCUACACUGCAAGAUCUUCGUUUGUGUCUUCAACGUUGUGCAGAUGAUACACUACGAGAUGAGUUAAUACAAAUAGCGAAACGAAUGUUGGCAUCACGUUUACAUCGAGCAGGAACUCGUACAGAAGAUAUUCUUGCUAUAUUAAUUGGUACAAUACAUUCUCUUUGUGUAUUAUUAUCAAAGAAUGAUCAAAGCUCUGUAAUAUUUACAAUUGUUGGGGAUACACUGGAACACUUAAAAAAGCGAAGAGAUUGUGUCUCUGCUGUUGUUCAAGCUAUUACACAUCCAAGUGCAGACUCUGUUCUACAUGUUGAUUUACAAAACUAUUCAAGUAAUACUUAUAAUCCUGGUAAUAGUGGUGAUGGUACUAUGGGUGAUAAUAAAAAUGAUAUUUAUAAUGAAAAUAUGUUAUCAAUGUCUGGACAAUCACCUCUUUCUAUGCAAGAGAGACCAGAUGUUUUGCGUGUACUUUUGUCUGCAAUUAGUGUUACCUUACUUGUGGAGGAAUAUAGACAAGUUUUGGCUUCUCAGUUACUAGGUAAACGUAUGCAUGACUUUGAUACAACGGCAGAGGAAGAAGUUCUUGAACGUUUAAAAUGUGCCUUUGGUGAAGAUGUCUUAUCAUCUUGUGUAGUGAUGAUACGUGAUUUUCAGUGUUCUCGUCGUUACACACAUCAGUUAAGAGAUGCCUAUAAACAAUCCGUAUUAGAAGGAUUACCAUUGAAUAAACAACGGGAUUGGCCUUUUAGUUUAAAUGUUCUUUCUACUACAUCUUGGCCAAAGUUAUCAUCAUGCCUUCCUAUUGGAGAGACACAACCUGUUCCGGAGAAGUAUAAUCCUCAUCCAUCGCUGAGUACGGCAAUGGAUAACGUAUUGGAGGAUUAUAAGCGUAUGAAAGCGAAUCAACGUCUUGAGUGGAUUCUCUCACAGGGAUGUGUUAGUUUAGAAUUAAAACAGAAAGAUACUUCUACAGGUACAAUAGUUGCCGUAACAUAUGAUCUUUCACUCUUUUCUGCAUCACUAGUUUUGUAUAUUCGAGAUCUAUCGAAGGAGUUAAAUUCUCCUGUUCCGUUGGAAUCAAUUGCGGAGCGUAUGGGGGUUAAACCACGUAUUUUACAAUCUCAUUUAUCACAUUUAUUUCCUUCUAUUUUGAUAUCUAAUGAUGGUUGUAAAAGUUUAUCACUACAGACAAACUAUAUCUCAGCAUCUAGUUUUACAUUUGAUGAAGCAGAAGAAAUUGAGGAACAACCUGCUGGACUUUCACAAGAUCAAGUAAAGAUAUUACUAUCUAUGAUGACAGCAAUGCUUAAAGCAAGGGGUGCAUGUGGAGUAAGUGAUAUAUUUAACAGUAUGAAAAUGUUUGGACAAUUUCAAGGAAGUCUUGAAGAUAUGAAAAAAUUACUACAAAUGUUCGUCACACAGGGUAAAUUAGUUCUGAAUGAGAGCAAACUCUUUACACUACCAAAGAGCUAA
Molecule: messenger RNA, 2325 nt
Organism: Trypanosoma theileri
Lineage: Eukaryota; Euglenozoa; Kinetoplastea; Trypanosomatida; Trypanosomatidae
Product: anaphase-promoting complex subunit 2
Exons: 1
Coding region: 1-2325 (774 amino acids)
Biological process (GO): ubiquitin-dependent protein catabolic process
Cellular component (GO): anaphase-promoting complex
Molecular function (GO): ubiquitin protein ligase binding
Source: RefSeq, a predicted model, not a curated record